AUGAACAAGACCCUUUUUGUCUUCGCCCUUGCAGUCGCCUCGGCCGUUGCUUCGCCCGUCGCCGAUGUUUCGGACGAGUCCGGCCUCCGGUCGCUUGAGGCACGUAAGGUCUGCGGCGCUGGCUACCUUGCCUGCCACUACCGAUUCUCCAGCCACAAUCCGGACCAAGCCGAAUACACUUGCAUGGAUCCCGACUGCGCCGACCUUCGAGACUGCACGUGCCCUCGGACAGCCUCCUUCAACAACAAGGCGGCCUUCCUCUUUGCCUCCGGCUGCCGCUCCAAAGCCGCGGCCGGCAACCACCCGAAAUGCUUUGUCAUACUCAAUUGGUAA
Molecule: messenger RNA, 333 nt
Organism: Colletotrichum lupini
Lineage: Eukaryota; Fungi; Ascomycota; Sordariomycetes; Glomerellales; Glomerellaceae
Exons: 1
Coding region: 1-333 (110 amino acids)
Source: RefSeq, a predicted model, not a curated record